Messenger RNA from Geodia barretti, 1281 nucleotides. Lineage: Eukaryota; Metazoa; Porifera; Demospongiae; Tetractinellida; Geodiidae. The record is from the annotation of a GenBank genome assembly.
CUGACCCGGGCCAGGGGCAUCAUCGCGCAGGGUCUAGCGACUUCGUGGGAAGUUUCGUCCGACGGCAAGACGUUCACGUUCCCGCUGCGCGAGGGCGUAAAGUUCCACGAUGGCGCGGAUAUGACAUCCGCAGAUGUCAAGGCGACCUUCGACCGCAUCAUCUUCCCGCCCGACCAUGUGUCGAGCAGGCGGCAGGCGCUGUUCUCCGCCGUGGCGGACGAUGGCGUUCAGGCGCCGGACGAUUUCACCUUCAGACUCGUGCUGAAGGAGGCGCGCGCCGCGGAUUUCAUACUUAACGCCUUCGCCACCGGCUUUAACGUCAUCGUUCGCAAGCAGACGCUUGACGAUAACAAUUCUGACCUGCGUACCAUUCCUACUACCCCGGCACAGGGCCAUACAGGUAUAAGGAACACACGGGACGCGGAGUUCUGGAAGAUUGAGGCGAACCCCGACUACUGGAACCCCAACCUUCCCUACCUCGACGGUAUCAACAUCUAUCACAUGCCAGACGCGCAGACCAAGAUAGCAGCGUUCCUAGCAAAGAAGUCCGACUACGCGCGUGUUAUCGACCCCAAGUCUUACCAUGACUGGGUAGCAGACACGCCCGAAGGAAUGAAGCUGCACCGCUACGCGCAGACAACCGUGCAGGGCAUCUGGAUGAAGCAGGAUACAGAAGACCUGCGCAAACGCGACACCUGCGUUCCGACUGCCGAGAAGGCACCGUACCUGGCGGAGGCCAAAGCAUUGCUGGAAGAAGCCGGCUACGGCGACGGCUUGGACAUAAGCAUCAAGUACUCUGUCGAAGGCCACUAUGCCGUUUGGGGACCGCUGAUUGCCCAGUUGCUCAGCGAACAGGGAAUAAACGUGGAGCAGAUACCUCUUGACGGUCCCGUGGCGAUUCAGAGCAUUCAGGACGGCAACUUCGAGCUUGCGACAUCAUACGCCGUCUUCCCAUUUGGCGACCCGUCCUCCUACAUAGGGGCGUGGUACGGCUGCGGCGCGACCGAGAACUAUGGCGGCUUCUGCAGCGAGGACGUGGAUGCGCUGAUUAGCAAGAUAGACGGCGAGUUGGAUCCCACUAAGCGCAAGGACUACGUCCACGAGCUUGACCUACUUCUUGAGGAGCAGGUGCCAUUUGCCACCGCCGCGUGGGAAGAGUUCCCCGACGCCUACUGGGAAUAUGUGAAAGGGCAAACCGGCGAGUACAGCGUGGGCAUCUAUAACGCUGAGCGCCGCGGAACCUGGUGGCUCGACCAGAACAGCCCGCACUUCCCUCGAUAG